Molecule: messenger RNA, 481 nt
Organism: Staurois parvus
Lineage: Eukaryota; Metazoa; Chordata; Amphibia; Anura; Ranidae
Source: the annotation of a GenBank genome assembly
AUGUGCCACUUUCAGGUCUCCUCACACUGCUGGUGUGUUCAAUUUUUUGACAUAGGGUGCUGGCAGAUUACGGGCCUCCCAUAGCUGCUGCCAGGCCCCUAAUCUGCCAUGGGCCCCUAUACCGCCUCCUCAUGCUGCUGCCAGGUCCAGAGUCUCUCAUGGGUCCCUGUACGGCCUCCCAUUGCUGCUGUCUCCAUCGCCACACUCUGCCAUGUGCCACUUUCAGGUCUCCUCACACUGCUGGUGUUGUUCCAUUUUGUCAUAGGUUGCUGUAUGGCCUCCCAUUGCUGCUGCCAUCCACCGCCACACUGUGGCUCCAACACUGGUUUUGGCCCCGUGACUGGCCAAAUGAGUGAAGUGUGCGGUGAUUCUAAGAUCGACGGCACUCAUCUGCAUGUCAUACUGACUGACAGUAUUAUUUCUCUUCCCCAGCGACUCCAAGGGCAUUUAAAUUAAAGUACAGUGUUCUGCACUAAUAUUA